Molecule: messenger RNA, 3471 nt
Organism: Formica exsecta
Lineage: Eukaryota; Metazoa; Arthropoda; Insecta; Hymenoptera; Formicidae
Gene: Cul4
Product: cullin-4B-like
Exons: 12
Coding region: 285-2822 (845 amino acids)
Biological process (GO): DNA damage response; protein ubiquitination; ubiquitin-dependent protein catabolic process
Cellular component (GO): Cul4-RING E3 ubiquitin ligase complex
Molecular function (GO): ubiquitin protein ligase binding
Source: RefSeq, a predicted model, not a curated record
UCAAUUAUUUCUUAUCUUUAUGGUGUUCAUACACACACAUGCGAUAGGUGAGAUAAUUGGGAAAAUAGACGAGAGGGAAGGGUGACCAUUCAUGUACAUGUACGCGGCUGUUGCCGAUUGUGGCGAAUUCUGUCAUCCGUCAUACGCGAGUGCCGUGGAUAAAUAAAUUUCUCGACGAUAUCAAGUGCAAAAACAGAGACCGUCGCGAAUCGUACCGUUCGCUACAGAGGAGAAAAAUCACGUUGUACCAAGACCGGGCCGACGGCCGGACAAUAUGCGCGCAUAUGUCUAGGCCCGGUGGUACCCAGGUUCUGGCCACAAGACAGGUGAAGAGAGCGGCCUCCACCACUACCGCAACCACCAGCGCUGCCGCCGCUGCUGUUGCUGCUGCUGCUGCUGCUGCUGCCACCACCGCCGCCGCCAAUCUCACGGUGGUGCUGGAUUACGCGAGCGCUGCCAAGCGCUACAAGCUGUCCGCGGCUGCGGGCAUCGCGCAACCGAACGAGAUCGGGGGUGACAAGAUCAUCAUCAUGACGGAUACGGCGACCGACACGCAGAAGCGGGCUAACUUUUCGGCGUUGACAGUCGGCAAUCCGAACGGCGUCACCAAUAGGAUCUCGCCAAGUCUGGCGAACACGAAACCCGGUUCUGCUAAAAAACUUGUCAUCAAGAACUUCAAAAAUAAACCCAAAUUACCGGAGAACUAUCAAGAACAAACAUGGGAAAAAUUACAGGAAGCUGUGAUUGCGAUACAAACUAGCAAAAGCAUCCGCUAUUCUCUAGAAGAACUUUAUCAGGCAGUUGAAAAUAUGUGUAAUCAUAAGAUGGCAUCGACACUUUACUCAAAUUUGACUAUUCUGACAGAAUCUCAUGUGAAGGCUAAUAUCGAGCAGUUUUUGGCAGAAUCCAUGGACAGACAUAUAUUUCUGAAAAAGAUGAACGAGUGUUGGCAAUCACAUUGCAGGCAGAUGAUAAUGAUCAGGAGUAUCUUCCUGUAUCUUGACAGAACAUAUGUUUUACAAAAUCCUAGUAUUUCAUCAAUCUGGGAUAUGGGAUUGCAUCUCUUUAGAUUACAUAUUGUACUAAACAAUUUAGUGCAAACACGCACAGUCGAGGGUCUUCUCAUGCUCAUAGAAAAGGAACGACAGGGCGACACUGUGGAUCGAACACUUCUGAAAUCGUUGUUAAGAAUGUUGUCGGAUCUGCAAAUCUACCAAGAGGCCUUUGAAACAAAGUUCCUAGUGGCUACAGAAAGAUUGUAUGCUGCUGAAGGUCAACGAUUGAUGAACGAGCACGAUGUUCCUGAAUAUUUGGCUCACGUGGAUAAACGUCUACAAGAAGAAAACGAGCGACUGUUGCAUUAUCUUGAUACAGCAACCAAGUGGUCACUUAUACAUACUGUAGAAAAACAAUUAUUAUCUGAACAUAUUACUAGCAUUUUACAAAAAGGCUUAAGUGGUUUGUUGGAUGAAAAUAGAAUUAGCGAUUUAUCAUUACUUUACAAUUUAUAUAGUCGGAUAAAGAAUGGCCUUGUGGAACUUUGCUUGAAUUUCAAUUGUUAUAUUAAGAAAAAAGGCAAGACGAUAGUUAUAGAUCCUGAAAAAGAUAAAACAAUGGUACAGGAGCUAUUAGAUUUUAAGGAUAAAAUGGAUAAUAUAGUUAAUACGUGCUUUCAUAAAAAUGAAAAAUUUGCAAAUAGCUUAAAAGAAGCUUUUGAAGCUUUCAUUAAUCAAAGAGCAAAUAAACCAGCGGAAUUAAUAGCUAAAUUCGUCGAUUGUAAAUUACGUGCGGGUAACAAAGAAGCGACAGAAGAGGAAUUAGAGAGAUUAUUAGAUAAAAUUAUGGUACUCUUUCGAUUUAUUCACGGGAAAGAUGUUUUCGAAGCGUUUUACAAAAAGGAUUUGGCCAAACGCUUGUUGGUGGGGAAAUCAGCUUCUGUAGAUGCUGAAAAGUCAAUGUUAUCUAAAUUGAAACAGGAAUGCGGUGGUGGAUUUACCAGCAAAUUGGAAGGAAUGUUCAAAGACAUGGAACUUAGCAAAGAUAUCAAUAUCGCGUUCAAACAGUAUGCAGGGAAUUUGCAGAGUGAAUUAGUGGCAAAUAAUUUGGACUUGACUGUAUCUAUACUUACUAUGGGGUACUGGCCUACAUAUCCUGUGAUGGAAGUCACCCUGCCGAUGGAGAUGGUGCAGUAUCAAGAUGUAUUUAAUAAGUUUUACUUAGGAAAACAUAGCGGUAGAAAACUGCAGUGGCAACCGACCUUAGGACAUUGUGUAUUAAAAGCAUGGUUUAAUCAGGGUAAUAAAGAGCUACAGGUGUCAUUGUUUCAAGCACUGGUCUUAAUCCUGUUCAACGAUUCCGAUAAUCUCUCGUUAGAGGAUAUCAAGGCCGCAACAAAUAUCGAGGACGGCGAAUUGAGGAGAACCCUCCAGUCAUUAGCAUGCGGAAAAGCUCGUGUUCUUCAAAAGAAUCCGCGUGGUCGAGAUGUCGCUGAUAAUGACAGAUUCGUAUUCAAUGCAGAAUUUACAAACAAACUGUUUAGGAUUAAAAUCAAUCAAAUCCAAAUGAAAGAAACGAAUGAAGAACAAAAAGCAACAGAAGAGAGAGUAUAUCAAGACAGACAGUAUCAAAUAGAUGCUGCUAUUGUCAGAAUUAUGAAAAUGAGAAAGACACUGACACACAAUCUUCUUAUCAGUGAACUGUAUAAUCAAUUAAAGUUUCCUGUAAAGCCUGCAGAUUUAAAGAAACGGAUCGAAUCUCUUAUAGACAGAGAUUAUAUGGAGCGUGACAAGGACAAUGCAAAUCAAUAUAAUUACGUUGCGUAACCUAAAGCAAAUGCCAAAGUUACAUCGUUGAAUUAUUGGAUUGAUGCUAAUUUUUCUAGCAAAUUGAAUCUAUCGGUGUUUGUCUAUUGUGAAUGUGAACAGGUUGUAGUUCAAGCAAGGUACUAUAUAAUUAAUCCGACUGUCAACAUAAAGUUAUAACGCGUGUGACCAGUUUAUAUAAAAGGAAAAAGAAAAGAAGCUCAACACAGUGUGAACUUUCCCGUUUUGAUUUUCAUAGUGCAUAAGAGACGCUGAAUGAUUGCAGUCCUCCUUUGAACAGUGUUGUGUUUUUUCUGAAUUUUGUAAGAAAAGAAAGGACCAGAACGCGAUAAUAUGCGACAUAUUAGAAUAUAACAAUUUUUUAUGCCAACACAGUUUUUCACAGCAUACUUACAAUUAAAAAAAUGUAAUAAAGGAUGCAAAAUAUAAUAUACAUACAGUGACACUACCAUAAAAAUAGAGAGUAAGAGUGCAAUUGCAAUAUAAUUAGUUAAUUCAAAAAGUGAACAGUGCAGUAUUUAUAACAAAAAGCGUACUACAUCUAUACAUAUGCAAUCGUGGUACUUGUCUUUCAAAUCUACAGAUUAUUUCUUCUGUAUCUUCUCAUUGCCUUUUCAGAUAUUAAAAGAAAGAAAAAAUUAAAAUAAAA